This is a messenger RNA of Penicillium argentinense, 1425 nucleotides long. RefSeq names its product ATP-dependent RNA helicase DBP5 (gene dbp5). Gene Ontology annotation, cellular component: cytoplasmic stress granule. The transcript has 6 exons. Lineage: Eukaryota; Fungi; Ascomycota; Eurotiomycetes; Eurotiales; Aspergillaceae. The record is from RefSeq and is a predicted model, not a curated record. Gene Ontology annotation, molecular function: RNA helicase activity; translation initiation factor activity; ATP binding. Bases 1 to 1425 code for a protein of 474 amino acids. Gene Ontology annotation, biological process: cytoplasmic translational initiation.
AUGUCUUCCGAAGCCCCCGAGGACACUGCGACCAAGGCCCCCGAGGCGCCCCCGGCCGACACUACUGUCGGCCAGGACGGUGCGGGAGCUGAUCUAAAUGGGUCUGAACUACAGGAACCCGACUACAGCGUGGAAGUCACUCUGAAUGACCUUCAAGCCGAUCCCGACAACCCGCUUUUCUCUGUCAAGUCAUUUGAACAACUUGGACUUGAUGAGCGUAUCCUCAAGGGUCUGUCCAAGAUGAGUUUCCGCAAGCCGUCCAAGGUGCAGGAACGCGCCCUGCCUCUCCUCAUGGCCAACCCGCCUCAGAACCUCGUGGGCCAGUCUCAGUCCGGUACCGGCAAGACGGCUGCUUUCGUUCUCAACAUCCUCAGCCGCCUUGAUCUUUCGACCCAGGAGCUGCAGGCCACUCCUCAGGCUCUGAUCCUCGCUCCUACUCGCGAGCUUGCUCGUCAGAUCGUCGGAGUUGUCGAGUGCAUGGGUCAAUACCUUGACGGCCUGAUCAUCGGAACUGCAGUUCCCACAGACUCCAACACCCGCCCCCAGAAGAUGGCUUGCUCUGUUGUGGUUGGCACUCCCGGUACCGUCAUGGACAUGAUGAAGCGACGAAUUCUGGCUUCUGGUGGUAUUCGCGUUCUUGUUCUGGACGAGGCCGACAACAUGUUGGAUCUCCAGGGUCUCGGUGACCAGUGCAUUCGUGUCAAGUCUGCGCUGCCCAAGACCACCCAAAUUGUUCUUUUCUCCGCUACCUUCCCGGACCACGUGACGGAGUACUCCAAGAAGUUCGCCAACAAUCCUAACGAGAUCCGCCUCCAGCAUGAUGAGUUGACCGUUGAGGGCAUCAAGCAGCUCUACAUUGACUGCGCCGACGGCGAGGAAAAGUACAACAACCUGGUUGCCCUCUAUGGUUUGCUGACUGUCGGCUCGUCUAUCAUCUUCGUUCGGACUCGCGCUUCUGCCGCCGAGAUUGAAAAGCGUAUGGUCGCUGAGGGUCACACUGUUGCGUCUUUGACCGGUGGUAUUGAAGGCAGUCAACGUGAUGCCAUCAUCGAUGCUUUCCGCAGCGGUCAGGCCAAGGUUCUUAUCACGACCAACGUCCUUGCCCGUGGCAUUGAUGUCUCGACUGUUUCCCUCGUCAUCAACUACGACAUUCCCGAGGAACAUACUCAGAACGGCCGUCGUGGUGAGCCCGACUACCAGACCUAUCUUCACCGCAUCGGACGUACCGGUCGUUUCGGUCGUAUUGGCGUUGCCAUCUCAUUCGUUUCCAACAAGGAUGAGUGGACCAUGCUGAGCAAGAUUCAGUCCCACUUUGGAUGCCAGAUUGACCGUAUCGAUACCGGUGACUGGGACGAGGUUGAGGACACUAUCAAGCGCACUAUCAAAAACUCGCGUGCUCAGGCCGGCUUCGCUCUUCGCAAGUAA